UUUUUUAUUUUUAUUUUUCCCAUCUCUUAACUUGUGUGUAUUCAUUACCACUCUCCUGAGAAAAGAGACUUUUGCCAUCCUGCUCAUCUAUACACAGUAUUGCAAAAUCCGUUGAGUAUACCCUUACAGACACAAAAACCUUGCCACCGACUCUGGGACAACUGUUGCUGACAGGAUGAAGUUUUCUCAUCAGUUGCAAUUCAAUGUUGUACCCGAAUGGGCUGAUUACUACUUGGCGUAUGACAAUUUGAAGAAGAUCAUCUACCAGGUAGAAAAGGAUCUGGUCGCCGCAGGCGCUCCUUCCGGUAGUGAUGUCGAAUCAGGGCAUGGGGAGCCUGAUGAACGAUCUGGCCUACUUUCGACAAGUAGACGCGCACAGGCCAAGGCGAGAGCCAACAGUAUGUUUCUGCCUGCUCUCGACAAAGAGUUGGAAAAGAUCUUGACCUUUUAUUAUAAAAAAGAACGUGAAUUGUAUGUCGAGGUGGAGGCACUUGCCUCAGAUAUUGAGUUUGCCGAGUCCGUAGAUCCAUCAAUUCCUUCUCGAUUGGGAGGAUCUUGUACGCAUCCCAAACCCAAUAGUGGGGGAUCACGCAGGACCAGAUCGCGCACUAAUAGUAGGGCGAGUCGUAGAUCGACGUUGACUCGCACCGGCAGUUGCCGAUAUGAGGAAGCAGUAGCUCAUGCUAAUGCUGCAGUCCUCAAUUCGGCGCUUGAGGCCUCACAGGACGAAGAUCAUGUUCCUAAUCCUGCAUCUGCCACCAGAGGACAUAGCACCGAGCCCUCUGAAGUUACUGCCAACGAUAUCAGUAUCCCUUCACACAACGAACAGGCUCAGGAGGAUGAUGAUGAAGAUGAGCAUGAUGAUGACGAUGCUAAAAGCAUGUGGUUUGAUCCUGAGAUGGAACACGAGAGGAUGCGCUAUCGCCAUAACUGCAUCGAAAUGUUUGUCAAUCUGUCGGAACUCCAAACGUACGCCAAGUUGAACUGCACCGGAUUCUCAAAAAUCCUUAAAAAGUUUGAUAAAAUCUCUGAGAACAACACUAGAAGGAUGUACAUGAAUGAAGUUGUCCUUCAAGCAUACCCUUUCAAGCAAGAGACCACCGCCAAGUUACAGGGGCAAAUUGAUAGGGUCAUUAGUAUUUAUGCUCGCAUUUUCACGAAUAGCGAUCUAGAUGUAGCCAAACAAUCUCUUAGAAUGCAUCUUAAAGAGCAUAUGGUCUGGGAACGAAAUACGGUCUGGCGAGACAUGAUUGGUAUGGAACGAAAGAGUCAGGCCGUUGGGGUUCGCUCUUCAUCUGCGCUUAAAAAAGAACCUAUCUCAAUUGCGGGAUUCGAGCUUCCAGAGUUCAUCUCGCGUGAUCUCCUUGUGAUGACUUUGUGCUGUACCGUCUUUGCGGUACUUCUUUAUGUUCCGCUGUUUGAAGGUCCCGAACAACAAAAUUGUUUUGCGAUCCUCAUCUUUGCCUCGCUACUAUGGGCUACAGAGGCUAUGCCCUUGUUUGUCACAUCAUUAUUGGUUCCUCUCCUUGUGGUGAUGUUGCGAGUCAUGAGAACAGAUGACGAAGAACAUGCGCGUUUGGAUUCCCAUACUGCAGCAAAAAAGAUUUUUUCUCUCAUGUUUUCUCCGGUGAUUAUGUUGCUUCUUGGAGGUUUCGCUAUUGCUGCAGCCAUGAGCAAAUUUCACAUUGCUAAGGCUAUGGCUACUGUCGUGCUUUCGAAGGCAGGCACACGCCCUAGUGCGGUGCUCCUCGCCAAUAUGCUCGUUGCCACCAUCGCCAGUAUGUGGAUUAGCAAUGUUGCGGCUCCUGUCCUGUGCUUUUCUUUGAUUCAGCCAAUUCUGCGAACUCUCCCGCCUAGUUCUUCAUUUUCAAAGUGCCUCAUCCUCGGUAUUGCGCUGGCUUCCAAUGUUGGGGGAAUGGCUUCGCCCAUCAGUUCCCCUCAAAACAUUAUUGCGAUUGAGUACAUGAAACCCGCACCAAGCUGGUUGGAAUGGUUCUUGGUCGCCCUUCCGGUGUGUCUUGUUUGCGAUCUUGCUAUUUGGGCGCUUUUGUUGUGGGUUUACAAACCUUCUAGUAACACUCCUACAAUCAGUACAAUCCGUUCGACUAAAGAUCCCAUCACUGGAACUCAAGUUUUUGUGUGUACUGUCACUUUGAUCACCAUUAUCUUAUGGUGCUUUGAGCAUCGUCUUGAAUGGCUCUUUGGGGAUAUGGGUCUCAUUGCUAUUAUUCCUCUGUUGGCAUUUUUCGGAACAGGAGUUCUCACCAAAGAAGACUUCAAUAACUUUUUAUGGACAGUCAUUAUUCUUGCAAUGGGAGGCAUUGCAUUGGGUAAAGCUGUGGAGUCAUCUGGAUUACUGUUCAUGAUCGCGAAGGCAGUUCAAGGAUAUGUCACCGACAUGUCUGCUUUCGCAGUAUGCUGUGUAUUUGCCUCUCUAGUCUUAGUAAUUGCAACAUUUAUUUCCCACACUGUGGGUGCACUCAUCAUUCUUCCCAUUGUUGCACAAGUGGGGGCCAGCUUGCCUGAUCCUCGCCCUCGCUUGUUGGUCAUGUCGGCCGCACUGAUGUGCUCUGGUGCAAUGGGACUUCCUGUGUCUGGCUUCCCCAACAUGAACGCUAUUAUGAUGGAGGAUGAAAUGGGGCAGCAAUAUUUGAAUACCAGCGAUUUUUUGAAAGUUGGCGUCCCAUCCAGUGUGGUAGCUUGUUUGACGGUUGUGACACUUGGUUAUGGGCUGAUGAGCGUGAUUGGGUGGUAGACUGAUAGACUGCCGUUACAAUAAAAUAUACAG
Molecule: messenger RNA, 2788 nt
Organism: Lobosporangium transversale
Lineage: Eukaryota; Fungi; Mortierellomycota; Mortierellomycetes; Mortierellales; Mortierellaceae
Product: SPX domain-domain-containing protein
Exons: 5
Coding region: 176-2755 (859 amino acids)
Biological process (GO): polyphosphate metabolic process; phosphate ion transport; monoatomic anion transmembrane transport
Cellular component (GO): membrane
Molecular function (GO): phosphate transmembrane transporter activity
Source: RefSeq, a predicted model, not a curated record